This is a messenger RNA of Danio aesculapii, 2114 nucleotides long. RefSeq names its product SEC22 homolog C, vesicle trafficking protein (gene sec22c). The transcript is spliced from 7 exons. Gene Ontology annotation, biological process: endoplasmic reticulum to Golgi vesicle-mediated transport. The record is from RefSeq and is a predicted model, not a curated record. Bases 191 to 1102 code for a protein of 303 amino acids. Lineage: Eukaryota; Metazoa; Chordata; Actinopteri; Cypriniformes; Danionidae.
ACAAACAAAAAGCCCGUAGUCGCGUUUUAAAACCAUUAAGUAAUAAAUAAUUAUUUUGCUGUCGUUAAUGUUAUUAUAAAUAUUUAUGUUGUAAUACUCAUGUCAUUUUAAAAAUUCAUCAUUUCAUAUAAUCGAUGUGAAUGUACUGAACUAUUGUAAGGAUGUGUUCUCAUAGAGCUUCACGAGGAUCAUGUCACUGAUCCUGUUUGCUUUUGUGGUCCGGGUCAGGGACGGACUCCCUCUCUCCGCCUCCACUGAUUUCCUGCAUGACAAGGAACUUCAGGAGAAAAAGCAACAGCUCAAAGUCAUCUCGAAAUCCUUGAAUGUCUUACCAGAGAGAGGGACAGUCAAGGGUCAUGAGCUCAACAUUUACUUCCUCUCAUGUGAGGGUGUGUCCUACAUGAGCGUAUGUGCCUGUGCGCUCCCUGCUGCCACGGCCUUCUGCUUCUUGGAGGACCUGCGCUGGGAAUUCACAGCAUGCUUUGACAACUCUGCAGUGGCCAUGGCAAACAGGCCGUACCCAUUUCUGGAGUUUGAUAGUGCCAUUCAAAAACUUCAGCAGCAUUAUAACCAGAAAGGGGGUCCGUCUCUGGAGGUGACCCUGGCCGAGGUGCAGGAAGACCUCCGGAGCAGCCCCCCUCAGGUUCUCACCAUGGAGGAUGUGGUUCUCAGCAAUGGAGCUGCCAAUGGACAUGUGGAGCAAACAGCUGCAUCAGGUCAGAGUCAGAGAUUGGAGCCAGUCUCUGCACCAGGGAUUCUCUCACUGGUUCUUAACAUCUUGUGUGCGGCGCUCAACCUUAUCCGUGGUGUUCAUCUUAUCGAAUACACCUUCCAGGAUGAUUAUGAUGGUUUGUGGAAUGUGGUGGCAUUUCUUGUGUCAUUUCUCUGCUGCGUUUGCCAGUGUCAUCUGUACUUGUUCCACACCUGCCAGAAGAAGCUGAAAUCUUUCACUCUCCUGACUCUCAUCGUCUUAUGCAAUGCUUUUCUCUUCGGCCCGAGGAACAUCUGGCAGCUGGUCUUCCACGUGUCCGUGGCCUGUCUCUCCACACUGCUCACCCUCCACCGCAAACUGCAGGACAGAAUCACAGACUGUGGAGUAUGAGGACUUCAGCCCACUCUGGGUGAGGAUUAAACACAUCAGAUGAGACUGGCGACCUCGUGGCUCACCUAAACUGUUAUUUGAUUUUUGCUUGACUUUUGCUUUAAUCUAAUGGUAAGUUUAUUAUGUAUCACAUGAAUGGUGAGUGCAAUAGCUUUUUUUUGGCAGGGGUCUUCAGUUACAUUAAUGCAUAUCAGAAAUCAAGUUUUACCUAACUUAUGUUGUGAAUGUAAUAUGAAAAACUCAAUGAAAAGAUAUGAAUUUGGUUCUGUUAAGUUAAUGUUAUUUAAUUUAUUUGCUGCAAAAUAAGAAUACUUAAAGUUGCUUAAGCUAAUUUAUAGUAUUGGAUAGUUCAAUUAACCCUUUAGUAGAACUUUAAAGAUGAUUGAUAGCUGAAAUAACCAUCUUUGGCACUUUGAGGGUCAAAAAGCAUAUACAGGGAAAUCAACAUUAAUACUUGUGGUUCCUGAUGAUACACUGGUUUAUUAUGUAGUGAAAUUAUGAAUAUAUUUUCAGCUGAACGUUGUCUUCAAUGAUGUACUGAAGAAAAAAGUGACCUACAUUUUGGUGACCACACUGAAUAAAAAAACAGCAGAUUUUGAGUUGAAAGAACCAUCUAUUUCAACUUUCAUUAGUUUAAUUGUCGCUAUAAAUGAACUGAAAGUGUUUUGGUUUUGGGUCUGUCAUUUUAUUUUAUGAAGGAAAUUUUGUAAUUAACAAAAACACUUUGUUUUCCUCUUGAACGGUGUUUGUUAGUAGGUUUAUAAGUAUUUUUUGUUGAAAUUUUAGUUAUAUAAUUUGUAAAAAUAUACAUUCAGUUUGUUAAGCUAGUCUUCAUUGUUUAAAGAAACUUUUAAGUAGCCAACUUUUUAUAUAAUACUCAUUCCAAAGACUGAAAUGAUUUCAACAAAUUGUCAUAAUACAUUCAUUUAUCAAAUUAGCAAAAGGAAACAGUAAUACAAAAAAUUGCAUUUAUAUCAUUUAUAACCAUUAUUUUUGGUCCGCAUACAUUUAU